Molecule: messenger RNA, 2613 nt
Organism: Amborella trichopoda
Lineage: Eukaryota; Viridiplantae; Streptophyta; Magnoliopsida; Amborellales; Amborellaceae
Product: ABC transporter G family member 1
Cellular component (GO): membrane
Molecular function (GO): ATP binding; ABC-type transporter activity; ATP hydrolysis activity
Source: RefSeq, a predicted model, not a curated record
CCCCCUUCUCUUUCUCUCUCUAAUCCUUCAAUCUCUUUCAAGAGUUAGGAUUCAUGUUUGAGUUGUUUCCCAAUCUGUUCUAAAGAGCAGGCUAUCUGUCUCGACCUCUUCUAGAGUUGGGUUGAUCUCUACCUCUCUGUCUCAGUCUCGAUGGCCUCACUCCAUUUUGUCCCACAAUGGAUGCCGAGCUCGACCCCAACACAAUCCCCUAACCCUUUCCUUAGCCACCCUCCCUUCCAACAUGAAUCCGAAGGGCACAUCUCCCUUGAUGAAAUUACUCCGGAACCAUUUCAAAGAAACCCGAGCCUAAGAGUCUCUGACAUUGAGGAAGAUGGAUUGGGCACCAGCAAACGCUUCUUCCACCUCCAUGCACCAGCUCUCCAACCAGGCAAUAUUCUCUCUGAGCCCACUUAUGGGAGAAGUGUCGAAAUUGGCAGGACCAAGCACAAAGUGGAUAUGGAUCCACAAGGCUCGGCUGGUUCUGGUGUGUCACUAACGUGGACCAACCUAUGUGUCGUGGCUCAUGGGAAAAAGGGUGCACGCACAAUUUUAAGGGGGCUCAAUGGGUGCGCCCAAUCAGGCGAGUUUUUGGCUAUCAUGGGUCCAUCAGGUUGUGGAAAGUCGACCCUUCUCGAUGCACUUGCUGGGAGGUUGAGUUCUAAUGUAGUGCAAAUGGGGGAGAUCCUUAUCAACGGUCGGAAACAAGCCCUGGCAUAUGGAACCUCGGCUUAUGUGACCCAGAAUGAUACACUCAUGAGCACUCUAACAGUAUGGGAAGCGGUGUACUACUCAGCCCAGCUCUUGUUGCCAAGCACCAUGUCGAGCUCUCAAAAGAUAGAGAGGGCUGAGAUAACCAUUCAAGAGAUGGGUUUACAAGACGCAAUACACACAAGGAUUGGGGGCUGGGGGGUUAAGGGACUCAGCGGUGGCCAAAAGAGAAGAGUGAGCAUUUGCAUUGAGAUCCUCACGAGACCUAGCCUUCUCUUUCUUGAUGAGCCCACUAGUGGGCUCGACAGUGCUGCGUCUUACCAUGUCAUGACUCGAAUUGCCUGUUUGGCCCGUCAUGAUGAUCGAACUGUGGUUACUUCGAUACACCAGCCUAGUGCUGAGGUCUUCGGCCUCUUCAACACACUAUGCCUCCUCUCCGGUGGGAAGACACUGUAUUUUGGCCAGGCUUCGGAAGCCAAUGACUUUUUUACACUCAAUGGCUUCCCUUGCCCUUCAUUGAGAAACCCAUCGGAUCACUUCCUCCACACCAUCAACACCGAUUUUGACAAGGAUAUUGAACAAGGUUCCGAUGCCGAGGCAACAGAAGCUGGUAAGGCGACUGAUAUCUUAGUCAACUCUUACAAUUCCACCAUUGCCAACCAAGUCUUUGCUCGUGUAGCUGAUAUCUCCAAUAGGGAGGGAGAAGCAUUGACAAGGAAAGGGAGCCAAGCAAGCUUCUUUACACAAGCAUCCACCUUAACAAGAAGAUCUUUUGUGAAUAUGUAUAGGGAUUUCGGUUACUACUGGUUGCGCCUAGCAAUCUACAUUGCGUUGUGCGUGUGCAUAGGUACCAUCUUCUUUGACAUUGGCCACAGCUUUGGCUCUAUUCAGGCGAGAGCAUCCAUGCUCAUGUUUGUUGCAGCAUUCUUGACGUUCAUGGCGAUUGGAGGCUUCCCCUCCUUUGUAGAGGACAUGAAGAUCUUUGGUCGUGAGAGACUAAAUGGGCACUACGGCGUGGGUACCUAUGUGAUCGGGAAUACCCUCUCCUCCACCCCUUACCUCUUCCUCACCUCUCUAAUCCCAGGAGCCAUCGCCUAUUACCUGGUGCACCUUCGAGAUGGAGCUGAGCACUUCCUCUACUUUGCUCUAGUCCUCUUUGUGUGCAUGAUGCUCGUAGAAAGCCUUAUGAUGCUCGUUGCGAGUCUUGUCCCCAACUUCCUCAUGGGCAUCAUCACCGGUGCCGGUAUCCAAGCCAUCAUGAUACUGAACGGUGGCUUUUUCCGACUUCCUAACGACUUGCCUAAGCCCUUUUGGAAGUACCCAAUGUACUACAUCUCAUUCCACAAGUAUGCUAACCAAGGUUUAUACAAGAACGAGUUUGAGGGUCUUACUUUCCCUAAUGGCUAUGUCGGAGGACGAGCCACCAUAACAGGCGAGAGCAUUUUGAGAGAGACAUGGCAAAUGGAGAUGGGGUACUCCAAGUGGGUGGACUUGGGCAUAUUGAUGGGCAUGGUGGUUUUCUAUAGGCUCAUGUUCUUGGGAAUCAUCAAACUUAGCGAGAAGGCAAGGCCGGUGGUGAGGAGCUUUCUGGUUCGGCAUCGCAAGCAAGCGACAAAGGUGUUGGAUCCGAGGCCUUAGUUUCCUUUUGAGUAGAACUCGUAACGAUUCUAUGUCAGCUACAUUAUUGCUCAGAAAAAAUAAAAGAGAAAAGAAAAAAUGAAUCUGUGUUGGUUGCAUGUUAAAGUGAGGUCUGGUUUCAUUGAUCCUCGUUAACAGCGAAGUCAUCAGCUGAUGUUCUUGCGUUCAUCGUUCUCUUCUUCUUUUGUGCAAUGAUGAAAGAGGCUGGUUUUGUAGAAACAUGGAAGUUGGAUCUCUUGGAUAAAUAUAAAGUACGAGGUUGGAUAA